CUACUUUUCCUUUUUAAAUUAUUUGUCAAUAAUGCGGAACAGUUAUAUAUACGCCCUCUCUUGAAUAGACCCGCUGAAGUCUGAAGUGAUAACUGUUAAUUUGUCAUUUAAUGUGAAAUGGUGAAUAUUGAUAUUGAUGUAGGAUAUGUAAGCAAGAAAGCAAUAAGUUGAAUAGAUAUUCAGCUCUUUGGAAGAUUUUUCAAUUAUAGUAUUACUUGUAGAAAUCAUCAUAUCUGAUCAAGAUACUCACUAACAGAAUGAAGAAAGAAACACAACAUAUAAAAUUUUUGCUAUUAGUUGUAUUCGUGGCACUUUCAUGUUUCUGUGUAGCAAUAAUUAACGAUUUAAUGUCGCCAUUAAGCAACCCGAUAUUCUCAAAUGGCGCCCACGUAAAUAAUCGCUUGAUGCUAUGGAUGGAAGAGCCAACGCCACAGAGUCACAGUACUCCGAAUACUCGAGCAAUAAGAUCAAAAACAUUUUACCCUAUUGUGUCACAGGGUUAUAAAAUAAACAACAAGGACAUAUGCAGAGGAGUAGAAAAGGUGUCUGUGAUAGUUAUCGUCCACACAGCUCCGAGUCAUUUCCUACGCCGAGUCAGAAUGAGGAAUACAUGGCUUAAUUCUACAUAUUAUAGUCCCGAAAAUGUCAGGGUUGUGUUUCUGCUCGGUCUAGUCCCUGAUUUGAUAACACAGUUAAAACUUGAACAAGAAAGUAAAAUAUAUAAAGAUAUAGUACAAGGAAACUUUAUAGAUUCCUAUCGAAAUUUGACACAUAAAGGAGUUACCGGAUACAAAUGGAUAUCAGAACAUUGUAUGAAUGCUGAAUUAGUUGCUAAAAUAGACGAUGAUGCUUUUAUUAAUUUCUUUAAAUUGUUCGAAGAUAUGUCAGAUCUGAAACACAAGAAAAAGACUAUGUAUUGUAACAAAAUCCCUAAAGGAUCAAUGGCAAUCAUACGAAAAAAUACCAGUAAAUGGUACGUUGAUGAAUACGAGUUUAAAGACAUGAAAUUAUAUCCCCACACAUAUUGUAGUGGUUUUACAGUAUUCAUAUCUAUAGAUCUCAUACCCAUGUUAUAUCGUGCAGCUAUUGGAUCGCCAUUUUUCUGGGUAGACGAUUUUUUUCUUUUUGGACUUUUACCAUCUAGAAUACCCGGUGUUAUUCACGAAGGUAUAAGACCUAAUUUAACAUUUAUGCCAAAAGAAGCUUAUACUUGCUAUAUACGAUAUGGUAAGAACUGUAAAUAUCUUGUUUUUCCUGCAAAGGAUCGAGAGAUAAGUAAAAUGUGGUUAGCCAUGACACACGAUAGAAAACAAAGUAUAUAUGGGAACUACUAUAUGAAUUUACCAGCCUGAAGCAUGGUAAUAUUAUGAUUAAUAAUAUAUUAUAACGAUGAAAGUACCAUGCUUGCAUUUUACAAAGUAAGAAACAGCUGGAAUUACUAAAGAACAGCGAAAAAUUACAUAUUCCACAUCGAAUGUUGUGUAACGGAUUUAUACCAAAAUAGAAUGAUAAAACAAGAUGUGAACACGAACGAAAUAUGCUGUCAAGAAAUCCCAAAAUACAGAUGAAAAGACAUCACCGAACUCCGUGAAAAAGGAGACCAUAAGUAUCGUCAGGAAUAUCUGCUCAUUGAUUAAGUAUCACCCAUCGUACGGUUUCAUAAUUCUUUUGUGUAACUACUUUGAAAAAGCUGUGACUUUGACUUGGCCUAGCUUUAUGCUAACUUUCUAGAAUAAUCAUCAAUAAUUUGCAUAAUGUUUUCACUAAUUUCAUAUUAACAAUCCAUUAACGAUAUCAACAUUUUUAUUUUAUUAAAUACAGUUUCUCAUAUAACAUAACAAAAAAAAAAACAAUAAAUCAAUUAAUAAAACAAUCAUCUCGUAAUUCAUUCAAGUUAUA
This is a messenger RNA of Mytilus californianus (California mussel), 1899 nucleotides long. Its product is annotated as beta-1,3-galactosyltransferase 5-like. Gene Ontology annotation, cellular component: membrane. The transcript is spliced from 3 exons. Lineage: Eukaryota; Metazoa; Mollusca; Bivalvia; Mytilida; Mytilidae. The coding region runs from base 258 to 1352 and encodes 364 amino acids. The record is from RefSeq and is a predicted model, not a curated record. Gene Ontology annotation, molecular function: hexosyltransferase activity.